AUGGUCGCUUUGAAGUGGUCAACACAGAGUUCGAUAAAGCCGAAUGUUUUCCCGAGGAUACUUACGGAUGCAUGCCACAUAGGAAACCCAGCUUAUUCGCCCGUGAUGGAUUUGCUAUCUGAAACAGGCACAAAAUUUCAGGUGAAACACGUGGAACGUGACGGUUGCUUAUGGGUGAUAUCAGAAACAGCACCACCGGCCGUGGUCUCUGUAGAGUGCGAUUUUAAAAGUGAUUGUUCUGACAUUGAAUUCGAUCAAUUAACACUCGACGUAACACCGCACGGAACGGUCGUGCUGCUUAAGAAAUUAUUCUCAGAUCAAUACACAGAAGCAUACGUUGAUUCGUUCUAUUUCAUCAAAAUAAGGAACCCUCGAAGUCUUUUGAUGCAAUGUUUUCUGGCGAUUAUCAAAUACUUUCCAAAAAUUCGGAACGCACCUUUAUCGAUAACACGUCAACUCGGUAUUCCAGCUAAUAAUCAACUACUCUCAUGA
Molecule: messenger RNA, 492 nt
Organism: Anisakis simplex (herring worm)
Lineage: Eukaryota; Metazoa; Nematoda; Chromadorea; Rhabditida; Anisakidae
Source: the annotation of a GenBank genome assembly